This is a messenger RNA of Betta splendens (Siamese fighting fish), 7379 nucleotides long. Its product is annotated as ligand-dependent corepressor-like. Gene Ontology annotation, biological process: regulation of transcription by RNA polymerase II. The record is from RefSeq and is a predicted model, not a curated record. Lineage: Eukaryota; Metazoa; Chordata; Actinopteri; Anabantiformes; Osphronemidae. Gene Ontology annotation, molecular function: DNA binding. The coding region runs from base 58 to 5556 and encodes 1832 amino acids. The transcript is spliced from 7 exons. Gene Ontology annotation, cellular component: nucleus.
CGCGACCGAGCGCUUCCUCUUCCCGUGCUGGUGCCCGCCACACAAGAGCGAUAGAAAAUGGCGAGUCAGUGUAAAAGGCAGCAAUGCACAAUCGACAGGCGCGGCUUUCGGCAGGAACUUGACUCGUGGCGACAUAAACUCAUUAACUGUGUAGGGUUUGAGAGCAUUCUCGAAGGUCUGUUUGGUCCAGAGUUGGUAAAAGACCUAAAAAUAUUUAAGGACUUCGGGCCUAUAACAGUGUCAGACUGGUCAUUUGAUGAAAACUGUCUUUUCUGCUGUUUGAGACGAGACAAAGUAAAGGAACAUUUGAUUAACUUGAACAACAAAGGGCUUGAAGAUAAAACAAAACAUCCCUUGGUUAAAGAUCAGUCUACAAUCAGCAGACUAGAGAAACAAGCUGAGGAAUUUCUCAGUGCCGUUCUCAGCAGAAAAGAUGUGCCAAAUUUUACAGACCCACACAUUCCACUAGUGGCUCGAGACAUCCUUCAGAGAAUGAUCCGACAGUUUGCUGCCGAAUAUACCUCAAAAACUAGCUCUCCUCAGGACAGUUGCUCAGAUACCCAGCCCUGCUCUGACCAAAGCUGGACGGCUCCACUCGUGCUUACUGGGGCUCCUACUUCCUCCAGUCCUGCUGCCACACUGAGUGGACCUGCCCAAAACCAGAACCCUGUUCUUAGCAAGCUCCUCAUGGCUGACCAGGAUACUCCUCUUGACCUUACCAUCAAGAAGGCGCCGGCUGAGUCUUGUGAACAAGAUGGAGUUCUUGACUUAUCCAUUAAGAAGAGUCGCUGUAGCAGCAGCAGCAGCAGCAGCAGCAGCAGCAGCCAGCCUGUCCAUAGUCACAGCAUUUCUCCAGCCACAUCCACACUGAAGGGUGAGUCUCCAGGGUUACGUGUUGCAAAGGCAAAAGACCUGCAGUCCACCUCCACGCUGGAACAGUUCAUGGCCAAACUCUGCCCCCACCAUCAGAGGCAGAUAGUAGAUGCCAUUGGUUUUCUACAAACAGAGGUCAAAGCACUUGCAUCUUCUAAUACACAUCAAACUGCUAACUCUACAACUGGGAUCCAUGAAACUUCUUGUUCCACUGCAAAAUCUCUUGCAGUUACACCUGAGAAGUCUAACCCUGAGCUAAAGCCUCUUUCCGAAUCUACUCCCAAGAAAGAAUUGCAUAAUAUGUCCCUUUCUAGUCCAAGCAGCUCUGCAUUGAAUCCCGUUCCAGAAAAUGCAAUGUCACUAAAAACGUCUGUUACUGCUGCCUGUGGUUUGGAUCUUCGCAGUCCUAGGUCAGGAAGUAACCUUGCUUUGGUCCCUCCCACUGAAAAUCCAGUGGACACAGAGAACAACCGUCACAGUGAUCAUGCACCGCUUAAGAUGAAAAUCAUGGCCAGCAAUGUUGCUGAUCGUAAGAAGUUGUCAUGUGUGCUCAAUGCCUCUCUUACAAAGCAGUCUUACCCUUUGGACAACAGACAUGGUAACUUAAACCUGUCCAACAGAACAGAGACUCAUAGUGCUAGACUCAGCUCUACUGUGAAAAAACACCAUCAGGCUAGUCACACGUAUCAGGCCAGGCAGAGAGAGACUCUUGAGCAUUCCAAAGAAAAAACAGCAUUCCAUGUGACUCCGAACUCUCCACGAACUGCAAGGAAGACCAUCAGGUCUUCCACUGAUCGCACUAGAGACUCUGUCUGUAGAGGAAUGACUGACCCUGAUCUUGGUCACUGUGAUAUUGUUUUUAUUGACAAACCAAUUACUGAGUGCUUCAAAGAACAACAUCGCAGCAUGGUCCCACGCCGCAAUGCCAGAAAAAGCACAAGAGGACACAUGUACUCAGAUGAAAUCUGGGAGUUGAAAACCGUUCGUACCUUGGCUGGGAGGGGCAACUGUCCUAAUCCAAUGCCAGAACUUACCACACUGGUCACUCCAAAACAAAUACUUUCAAAGCCUGAAGGUGUACCACCUGUUGACAUGCCUUUUGUGGGAUCAUGCAGGGAAACGAUGCAUCAACAAAUGCCCACUGAACAGUCUGAUGAAAGUAUUAUUCCAGGAACAGGAGACAUGGUUGAGGUUGCUGAUAGUGAAGUAGAUGUUAUAGUUGAAACUAGUCAGACAGACCAGUGUCAGAACAAGAGUCAGUCUUCUCCAGCUUCAAUGAGGUCCCUAGAAGAGAACAAUGAAACAAAUAUAAACACUUUAGAACUGGAUACAGGUGCAGAUUUAGAGAGGACAACACAAAGUGAAGAAAGUGUUGCUCAUGUUUCAUAUGAAGCAGGCCUACAGGACAAACCUGAGCCACAAGUAGACAGUGAUCGUACUGGUCAAAUAGUGAUAGAAACCAAUCUUAACCCAUUAGAGAGAACUAUACUACAAGACGCUGAGCCCCACCUUUCAUCGGAAAACGUGCACAAAACUCAACCGAUUCUUCAACAGGAUAGCAUUCCAUCUUCCCCAUCUGCAGUAAACCAAGUAGUGGAGGAGACAGGGGAAAAUAGAAAGGAGGAAUUACAAGACAAACAAUCACAGGAACCAGAGCCAGAACCACAGAUACACUCUGACAGCUUUGAAGUUAAAGAAAAUUCACACUUUGAUGUUAAAGAAAAUUUACAUGAUGCAACUGAUGAGUCCUUGGAAAAAGAACCAGAACUUACAUCGUCUGAAUCAGUUUAUAGUUUUGUGUCAUUAGAGACUGAAGAGAAAAGGGAUUUUGAUGUGUCUUCAAAGACACUUGAUGCGCUGUUGAAGGAAUUGCCCCCAUGGCGUAGAAAAAAAGGUACCCCCAUUUCAAUGCCAAAACGAUUAAGACAAACAGAACCCGUAAUAGUGGGUUAUGUUAAUGGUAGACCUAUAUCGGCCUCAGACAGAAGUUUACGUCGUAGGUCAGGUAACAGCAACACAUCUCCUAAUGAAAGUCUACUUAAUGCUAGUCAUGAUGAUUCAACCAUUGAAAACAAAAAUGUAGAAAAAUCUCUUUCUGAAACAGAUUUAUCUAUUAAAUCACUUGACACUAAUACUGUGACUGAUCAAGUGAUGGAACAGUCUUCUGAUACACCAUCAAGCCCAGUACCUCCAGUACCCCGGUCCAAACAAAUCCCGAAACAAAAGCGAGUACAGAGAGAUCAGGACACAUUGUCUGUCCAAACUGAUCAGUCUCCUGAUCAACGUCAGGCCACCGAAUCUACACGACAGCUCAGAUCGGCCAGCCAAAAAUCAACUAUAAACCCUCUCUCUUCACCUAGUUUAAAUGACCUCCCCUCUAUUUUACCCCCAAAACCAACUGCUGCCAAUACUUGUCUACCUACAGAGGAACCCCUUCCUGUCCCUCUUCCCUCUAAUAUUCCUAAUAUGUCUCCUCCUGUAAUCAAUGCAACUCCCACUGCAGUCUCUGAACAGUCUCAACAACACCUUGAGACAACUGUGAAAUUAAGCAUAGAAAAUUCUGAGCCAGUAGAAUAUAUAAAAAUAGACGAAACACAGAAAACUGAAGUAGAAAGUAGGACGCAGACCAAGCAGAAGUUGAGGUCUGCGAAGGCUGUAGACAACAGUAAGAAUGAGAACCAGGAACCUCUUGGUGGGGUAUCAAAUGCACUAGAAAAUCAAAGUCCUGUUAAGACUGAAAUGCAAGCACAAACGUCAUUAAGAAGUAAACGCAUUCUUAGAAAGGACACUGAAGCAAGUGAGGUUGCUUCAUUAGAGAAGCCAAAUGUAGCAUCUUUAGAAGACAAGACUACAACUGAGCACGACAACAGUUCGUCUGUGCCCGACAGACAUACACGAAUGCCAUUAAGGAAUGAGACUAGUAAGAGUGAAAUGCUCAAUCAACCGGUUACUCAGCCAACACCAGCUUUCAACAAGAAACUAGCAUUAAGAUCACAAAGCUCAAUUGCACCUGUUUCCAGUGGUAUAAGUGGAAGACAGAGUGACUCAGUGCCCCCAACAAGAGCAUUGUCUGAGAAGAUAGCAAAAGCUCAGGGGAAAUCCUCUACAGUGUCUGUUGCACCUGUUUUGGCCCAGAGUUUACCCAUUACACCCAAACCUGAGCCCCCAAAACAAACAAACAAGUUUUUGGAGACUCUGACUGGAGACGAAAGCCAGCAACUUAUUACAAAUCUAAACAUAAAGUAUGACAAAAUGCAGAAAGGUUGGGUGCAAAUGGACAAAGAGGGUCAACCAGGACCAAAAUACAAAAGCAAAGCAGACAGGCAGGCAGCAAUAUGGAAAAGUAAGCGCAGGGCACGAAAACCAAAGUCCUCAGAGCACCAGAAGUACUCACCAGUUCAGAUGCUUUUCAUGAAGAGUUUUAAUCUCUCCAGCAUUUGUCGUUGGUUCCUUGAAUCAACAGAAACAAAGUCCCUUGUCAUUGUCAAGAAGGUAAAUACACGUCUUCCGUCUGAAACGCAGCUGUGCUUCCACAGCUCAUCUAGUACUUCAGGGAGCUCUCAGGGGGUAUUUCCAAGUCUGCAGGCAGAGCGUCUAAAGAAACACUUAAAAAAGUUUGCCAUUGCCUCUCCUGUGAAGAGCAACCCUAAGAGCCAGAAGCUGAUUGCUAAAGCACUGGAGCAAGAUGCAAACGCAGUCAAAGGGAAAGAGAGGAGGGAGCUUUCCAGUACUACUCGGACUCUGAGUAAGUCAUGCUCCUCUGCCCAAGCCGGUAUACUGAUAGGCGAAGCCCAGAAAUCCUCUGGCAAGUCCAAAAAUCCAGCUAGUGCAAGGAUUCUGAGGAAAUACUCCAAUAUCCGAGAAAAGAUGCAAGUCCAACAAACCAAUGCAAGACUGAAAAAGGUCUCGAAAACCUUAAAAAGUGGAAACAUGAAAAGAUUGGCCGCCACAAAGUCUACUGCCAGGUCAUCUCUGAAAACACAGAAAUCACCCCUGCGUGUUAGUAAGCAAAUCAAGACAUCUACCACAAAAAUGGAGAGAAGGAAAGCAUUGGGCGGAAAAAAGAAAACCAAGCAUCCUGUACAGGAGAGGGGAGUCAGGACCCAGAGCAGCAGUAGAUGUUCAAGAGAUGGAAGUAAAAAAGAAGUGCCAAAGAGAUGCUCUCAACGACUAGGGCUGCCCAAAACCAUGGAACUGAAUCCUACUGAUACAUUAAAAAGCAAGGCCGAUGUUAAAAAACUUGCUGAAUCACAAAAAGCAGACAUGGAAAGACCUGCUGUAAAUAAAAUGAAUGCUGCAAAAGUUCAAACUAAGGAAUCACCACUGAGCCCACUAAGUGAAACUACAGAGAACAGUGCGGAGACCCCUCAGCAGAGCACGGACGGCAAAGUUCCAGCCUCACCUGACCAGGUACUAACAAGAUCCCAGCGGAAAAUGGAGGCAGCAGUCCCUUCAUGUGGAAGCCCCAGUCAGGCUUCAAAGAGAGCCAAGUCUGUGACCACGCAAAAUGCAUCUCCUAAAACAGCCAGGAAGGCUGAGGAACACACACUGACGAGAAGCGGGGCUUUAAAAUCCCCGGUGAAAAGAAGCCAGGCAGCUUUGUUGCCACGCAAUGCAACCAGGAGAGCUCAGGAGCUUUUAGAGACCCCAUCUAAGCGCAAACGGACAUCACUCUCAAAAUAAAACGGACCUACAGAGAGCGCGCGCGCGAGAGAGAGAGAUCUUUAUUUAGAGAAUUUUUGUGAUUCUGUUUUAUCUGAAAUAUAUUCAGAAGGACCACAGAUGUCUAUUUUGUACUGUUGGCAAUCUUUUCGGAGGAGAUCUUUUUCAGUAGGCGAAGACAUGAAGAAGGAAUUAAUUUAUGCUUUUGUAAAGCUUCAGUAUGACAAUGCAAAUGUGACGGAUAAUGUGCUGAGCAUUUGCUUUGUGUUGUGGGGCUACAGACUGUCUAGCAGAUGUAGUUGCUGUUUGGAUUCAUGUGUCAGCACUCUCGCUGUGACAUGGCUGGAGAUUACAAUAACCAUCACACACCUUUUUUAAAAGUGGGGGUAAUAACCAUUAGGCUUAAGUGUAGUUAUGAAGAAAACAAACAUUCUCCAUCAUCUUUUGUUUCCUUUUGUAUAUAAUUGUUUUAGUUAAUAGUGUUUUACUGCAUUUGUAGCGCUGAAAGCUUUGAACUUGAGGGAGGUCCGCUUUGAUUGACAUUUUUACCAAGCGUAAAUGGGCCGUUUGUAUCUCCAGCCUGUCUUCCAACCACAACUUUGUGUGAAUAUGUAACUGUUGUGACCAGGUGCCUUAUUUAUGAAGUGUAAAGUGCUAGAAUGUCUUGCUAAAUGUGAAGAUGCCUGUCCUCGCGUUGUAACAGCGUCUGAUUCCUGAUGAGGCAGUCAGCAUUCAUGUUUCAUGGAGUGUGUGCAAAUAGUUUCCGUUCCACAUAGUGCGUGCCCCAUACCUAUUGUGUACAUUAUACAUGUCGAUCAAGGCAUCCAGAUUUUUGAUUUCUUCUCACCUGAACAUUUUGUUCAUAUUUCAGUUCUCCCAGAGCAUUAACAUCCCGUUUUUUGUGAUAAAACAUGUGUUUGAUGUUGAAAGCAACCAACCCAGUCUUGUAUUAUUUAUAACACAAAGGAGUUUUAAGUGUUUGUUUUUUUAAGUCCUGUUGCGUCACCUGUUCACUCAUCUCUCACCGUUGCACCUUCUGUUGUCUGCUUGUAACAGUGAUUACAUACCUGCGUCUGCAUGUGGUCAGCGUUGUUGAUGUGUAGAAAUGUGCCGCAGCUUUGCAAUAGAGGUGGAAACGUUUCCCAGAAGUGAACCCCAGAACUAUACUCGUACCCCAUUAUGUUGUAAAUGCUAACCACAUUCAAGACUAUGCAUGCACUACUACUGCCCGUACAGAAAAACACACCUGAGAUGACUGUCAUUACCUUGCUUUCACUGUGGAGCAGUUAUGUACGUGGGGUCAGUUAAGGACUCAUUAGCAUUAAUGGCACAUUACAGGGUGACAAAUUCCUUCCCUUAAUUAUAACAAGUUGCAUUUGAAAUUUUGGGGUAGUCUAGUCACGCUUCUAAUUUGUGAAGUUUUAUUCUGUUUUUUUAUUGUCAUUGGCUGUCAGGUAGACGUUCUCAAUGUGAAGUUUCUUCACUUCCACAUUAGUAACUUGCAUUAGAGUAAGUUAAAGGCGAAAACCUGUUUUAGCACAGUGUUAAUUUUAAUGCUUAAUUUUCAUCUUUAGAGGUUAUUUCAUCUGUAAAUGCAAAACAUGUCCGUCAUGUUUUUAUUGUUAUUUAAGAACUCGAUGCAGGCUAAUGAGUUUAGCGAACCUAAAUCAGCCCACCAAAUACCAGACUUGAACAUGUUUAUUCUUUACUGUUGCUAUUUAAAGAUUUUCAUUUUGUAUAUUAGAAAUAACUGCUUUAUUUGUGCUAAUCCCAAGAAUGACACAUCUUUACGUUAUAAACUUUGUAUUUUUGCUGGACUUGAUAAAAAAAAAAACAUGUUUGAA